UCACACACGUCCUCUCUAAAAAGCUUCCUUCACAAUCUCAAAAGCCAUUUUCAAAUUUCAAAAAACUCAGAGAGAUCAAGCGAUGUGUCCUUCCGGUAGAAUCCCGAUUCCGAUAACCACCACCGCGAGUUCAGAUUUCCGACCAGCUUUCGAGAUCAUCGACACAGAUCGCGACGGUAAAAUCAGCAGCGACGAUCUCCGUGCAUUCUACGCCGGAAUCACUUCCGGUGAAAACAACGACGAGACGAUGAUCGGAACGAUGAUAUCAGUAGCGGACGCGAACAAAGACGGAUUCGUUGAGUUCGAUGAGUUCGAGAAAGUUCUAGAAACGGCGCCGUUGUUGUGUAGAUCUGGUAACGGAGGAGACGAUGGAUUGAUGAAAGAUGUGUUUAAGGUGAUGGAUAAAGACGGAGAUGGGAGAUUGAGUUACGGAGAUCUGAAAAGUUAUAUGGAUUCGGCUGGUUUAGCUGUUUCCGAUGAUGAAAUCAAAGCUAUGAUUCGAUUAGCCGGUGGUGAUUUAAACGACGGCGUUUCGUUUGACGGUUUGCUUAAGAUUUUCGGGUGUUGAAAAAGAAUUGGUUUAAAAUUGUUUUUUUUGACACCGCACAUUUUCCAACUUUAUUUAUCUCAGCUUUGUUUGUUUGUUUGUUUGCAGAAGUGUAUUUGUGCCCAACCAGAUUUUGUUUUUUUUGUUGUUAUAAAAAUGUGAGAAAAUUAAUGUUGGAACAAGUCUUUUGGGCCCAAUGCAUAACUAAGAAAAAUUAGAUGAA
Molecule: messenger RNA, 770 nt
Organism: Arabidopsis lyrata subsp. lyrata
Lineage: Eukaryota; Viridiplantae; Streptophyta; Magnoliopsida; Brassicales; Brassicaceae
Product: calmodulin
Exons: 1
Coding region: 83-568 (161 amino acids)
Molecular function (GO): calcium ion binding
Source: RefSeq, a predicted model, not a curated record